This is a messenger RNA of Mercenaria mercenaria, 767 nucleotides long. RefSeq names its product rRNA-processing protein FCF1 homolog. The transcript is spliced from 8 exons. The coding region runs from base 85 to 696 and encodes 203 amino acids. Gene Ontology annotation, cellular component: nucleolus; small-subunit processome. The record is from RefSeq and is a predicted model, not a curated record. Lineage: Eukaryota; Metazoa; Mollusca; Bivalvia; Venerida; Veneridae.
UUAUUAUUGGAAGGCUUAUGAAGAUCAGAGAAAUUAGUCAGUGCUGUAAUUAUUACCUCCCUUGGUAAAAUUUCAUCAAGUAUUAUGGCAAGAGCAAAACAAGCCAAAAAGUAUGCACAAGUCAAAAGAGUACUUAGCCUCAGGGAUUCAAGAAUCAAGGGUAAAGACCGUGACUUGAGUAAGAAGAGGAAACAGAAGAAGAAAGGGAAAGACAAAUCUGUCAACAUGACACAGAGAAACCUACCACAGGCAUCUACAGCAUUGUAUUUCCGUUACAACACACAGCUAGGACCACCUUACCAUGUUCUAGUGGAUACAAACUUUAUAAACUUCUCUAUAAAAAACAAGGUGGACAUUAUACAAGGCAUGAUGGAUUGUCUGUAUGCAAAAUGUAUACCAUAUAUAACAGACUGUGUUUUGGCUGAACUGGAAAAAUUGGGUUCUAAAUACAGAGUGGCUCUCAGAAUAGCACGAGAUGCCAGGUUUGAGAGAUUACCCUGCCUACAUAAAGGAACAUAUGCUGAUGAUUGCCUGGUACAAAGAGUAACACAGCACAAGUGUUAUAUUGUUGCAACGUGUGAUAAAGACUUGAAGAGAAGAAUAAGAAAGAUACCUGGAGUGCCCAUCAUGUACCUUCAACAACACAGAUACUCAAUAGAAAGGAUGCCAGAUGCUUAUGGGGCACCUAAAACAUGAUGAUAAAGAAAAAGUCUGUAUUUACUGUAUGAAUAGUUAUGUAAAUAAAAUAUGUCACAUUGUUCUCAGCA